Molecule: messenger RNA, 1630 nt
Organism: Neopelma chrysocephalum (saffron-crested tyrant-manakin)
Lineage: Eukaryota; Metazoa; Chordata; Aves; Passeriformes; Pipridae
Product: zinc finger protein 239-like
Exons: 3
Coding region: 1-1059 (352 amino acids)
Biological process (GO): regulation of transcription by RNA polymerase II
Cellular component (GO): nucleus
Molecular function (GO): DNA-binding transcription activator activity, RNA polymerase II-specific; RNA polymerase II cis-regulatory region sequence-specific DNA binding
Source: RefSeq, a predicted model, not a curated record
AUGGAGGAGGAGGCUGCGAGGAAGAGGAAGAUGCCGCGGGCCCCCCAGGCAGGCCCCGAGCUGAGGCCGGAGAGCCCGGAGGACAAAUCCCCGCGGCAGAGCCUGGUGGGAGAGGCCGUUUUGAAGGGCUCCACGGCGCAGGAAGGCAGCGGGGAGGAAAAGGGCCGGAGAUGCCCCCGGAGGAGGGGCUCCAAAGCCAGCCCAGGGGGCUGUGAGGAGGAAAGAGGCAGCGUGUGCCGGGAAGGCGGCCGGAGCUUGAGCCGGAGCUGCGAGCUGGUGGUCCCUGAGCAGCCUUCCAGCAGGGAAAAGCCCUACAAGUGCUUGGAAUGUGGGAAGAGCUUCAGGAACAGCACCAACCUCCUCAGGCACCAGCAUAUCCACACUGGGGAAAGGCCCUACACGUGUGGGGAGUGUGGGAAGAGCUUCAGGGAGAGCUCCCACCUGCUCCAACACCAGAUGAUCCAUAGUGGGGAACGACCCUACACGUGUAGGGAAUGUGGGAAGAGCUUCAACCAGAGGUCCAACCUAGUCCGACACGAGGUGAUCCACACUGGGGAACGGCCCUACACAUGUAGGGAAUGUGGGAAGAGCUUCACCCAGAGCUCCAUCCUCCACAACCACCAGCACAUCCACACUGGGGAACGGCCCUACACGUGUAGGGAAUGUGGGAAGACCUUCAGGAGCAGGUCCAACCUCUGCACCCACCGGCGCAUCCACACAGGGCAGAAGCCCUUCAAGUGCUUGGAAUGCGACAAGAGCUUCAGCCAGAGCACUGACCUCCUCACCCACCAGCUCAUCCACACUGGGGAACGGCCGUACAGGUGUGGGGAGUGUGGGAAAAGCUUCAGGCACAGCUCCACCUUCCGCACCCACCGUCGCAUCCACACUGGGGAACGGCCCUACAAGUGUGGGGAAUGUGGGAAGAGCUUCAGUGACAGCUCCGCCUUCCGUAAGCACCAGCGCAUCCACACUGGGGAGAGGCCCCACAAGUGUGGGGAGUGUGGGAAGAGCUUCAUCCAGAGGGCUGCCUUGACCAAACACCAACGCACCCACCGGUAAGGGAAGCCCCGAGUGCCCCGACUGCGGGAAGAGCUUCGGCCGCUGCUCCAACUCCAUCAGCCAUCGGAGGACCCGCGUUGGAUGAUCCACAGGGACCCACGUUGGGCACAGCCCUGGUGACCAACAUUCCUGGUGACCCCUGUUUAGCAGGGACCUGGUGCUGGAAUAGAGUUCAAACACUGCAGAAGAAUAAGGACUGGCACAUGUGAUGAGAAAGAGAAGACUCCAGUUCCCGGAUAACAUGAAGGUCAUGAUGGUCUCCCCAAAAGAAAAACCCUGAGAGACACCUGGUGUGAAAGGAUGUAGUGAGGGAUGGGGCCAGUGAAGGUCCCACAGCCUUUCUUCACAACCAUCCUGCAGGGUGGGAAUAGGGAACCUUUUUGACCUCUGUUAUUUAUCUGUCAAGAAAGAAUAGAUGCCUGUCACGCUACCCCAAAUUUAGCUUUGUGACUAAAGUAACUCAAAACUCCACCUAACCCUGAAAAGCAGUAUAAAAAGAAGUCAAGGCUAAGGAGAAAUGGAAGGAAGAUUUGCAUUGAAAGUGCUGGAUGGGCUGAGGGGCUGAUCCUGC